CUCUCUCUCUCUCUCUCUCUCUCUACUCUCACACUGUCUUGCUCUUCCUCUCUCUCUCUUCCUCUCGCGCUCUCGUUCAUUGUGUUGAGCAGAGGGGAUUGAAUUUGGCUCCUGAACUGUUACGUUUUCACAGAGCUUAGAGCGAGUCGCAUUCAACAGCACACACACACUCUCACACACACACUCUCACACACACCCCCUCGCGCACACACACACACGCGCACGCACACAGGGAGGAUUGUCAGCAAGCGCAGCGCGGUGCUCUGUGGGAUUGCAACCACAAGUGGACUGGUCUGGUCUGGACCUCCAAGCCACCCUCAAACACUGAGCUAGGAGGAGGAACAGGGAAACACUGCUUUAACGAGAGGAGAGGUCGCCUGUGGUGGACAAAGCUGCUACAAAACUACUUGGGGAAUGGAAAAAACAUAAGGAAAAAUACAAACUCCUUUACCUUAUAGAGAAAAAUGAUGAGUAAAGUUUGUGGUUAAUUGUUCAUGUAAUAUACCGUGGUAUAUUGAAACUGCUGCUUUCUCUAAAGGCAAUUUCAAAAGACAAAGGUAAGACAAACCUACUACGAUGGUUCAGAGGAUUUUAGUCCAGAGCAUCAGAUAUUUUAGCUAUUUUGCACUGUUCUGAGUAACCGGCAUGCUUGUACCAAAACAAAAAUGUAAAAUCUACAAACACUCUCUGUCUGUUCCCAUUAUUCAUAAAUCGCAUAUGUGAGUGAUUGAACUGUGGGUGAACCUUUCAAUUAUGUUGAAAAACUAUGGAACGUCAGUUAGUAUUCGUUUGUUUGAGAGACAGGAACCACAUACUUUAGAUUUUUGGACUAUUAGAUUUUUCUUUGUUGUUUCUCCCCAAACUUGUUGUUCUGUCUCUGACUACAAGCCCUGCUCUGAGACUUUGACCUCUGGUCUGACCCACCAUAGAGGACUGUUCUAAAGCCUCAGCUUGGCACUGAGGAUGGGGUGUACCAUGGCAGCUUGCCCCCUGUCCUGCCUCCUCCUCAUCCUAUCCUUCAUCCUGACGGGGCCCAGCCUGGCCCAGGACCUCACCAGCUCCACCACCACUGACCCGGACACUGUCCAAACCCAGACAGCCAAUCAGACAGCUCCGAUGACCCCCACCAUAACGGAGCCCGUCACCACGCUAGUAACCACAGAGUUCAGUGGCGUGUCGACGCCCAGCGGUGACAUCGCGGAUGAUGAGGAUGCCAUCCCUACCAAAGGCACCCGUUGCCAAGGUUACUACGAUGUGAUGGGCCAGUGGGACCCACCUUUCAACUGCAAUAUGGGUGUUUUCCUGUACUGCUGUGGCACCUGCUUCUACCGCUUCUGCUGCCAGUUCAGAGGGCAGCGGCUCGACCAGAGCAUCUGCUCAAACUAUGACACACCCAUCUGGGCCAACACGGGCAAGCCCAUCACCACGGUGACCGAGGGCCAUGGCAACCAGGAGAGAGACCGCACCCAUAUGAUUGUCUACAUCAUCUGUGGAGUGGUGGCCAUCAUGGUGCUGGUGGGCAUCUUCACCAAGCUGGGCCUGGAGAAGAGCAGGGGAUCGGCAGGGGCGCAGAACGACCUCAGCAACUCCAGGGAAUAUGACCUGCUCCAGAAAGUGAGAGGGAGAGAGAGAGAGCGAGGAGAAGAAAGGCACAAAGGAAAAGAGACAAAGAGAGGAAGGAGAUCACAAUAUGGCCAGAGGACCCUGACAGAGCUUCUGAAGCAGCCCAGAGGAGAGGUUAGCUCAGUGGACAGCACAAUCACCAACCCCCCUAUCGAAACCAACUACAUCUCAGCUAGGAUGCUACGCAGCCGCAGCGAGCACUACCACCUGAACAAUUCAGCCUUAUACCCAGGAAUGCCACACCCUCACAGCAACCUCAGUGGACUGGGCCUCAACAAGUACAACUCCCUCAGGGCUGUGGCGGACACUGCCUCUCGUGGAUACUAUAAGAGCUACCCUUUGAUGGACUUCUCCCAGUACCAGGCAGCCCCUCCAGCCUUCCAGCCCAUCUCCCUGCACCCCAAAGACAAGUCCUACCUUCACCAGGACCACCACCAGCUCCCCACCCACCACAACCUCCACGCCCCCCUCUCCAUCUCCAUCCCCCAGAGCCACCCGGAGAGGUCCCGCCUGUCCAAGACCACCAGCCACCCCCUGUUCUCUAGCUCGGCCUUGAAAGCCUGGGACACCAGUGGACGCCAUGUCCAGAGGCAGACCUCCCAGCCUGGGCACAUCUCAGCCCACCAGCAUGCCUAUUCCACCAGGAGACAGCACAGCGUAGAGAAUUUCCCGGAGAUGUUCAACCACCCUGUGUCAUACGGCCACCCAUCCUCCUACCACCACACCAGGCAUAAGAGCUACUCCACCAACAGCAAGACAGAGGUCACUGUCUGAGAAUGGAGCUCUGAGUUCCUCUGUACCUACAAUGAUACAGAAACAGCUACAAAAAUGUACAGGAGACAGAGGAGUGUACUGGAUGAAGUGGGGUUAAAAGAUAGGGCAACAAUGCAUCAGCAUCGCCACCCACCACCAUGACUCAAGUACAAUAACUGAACCACAAAGAUCACCAAGACAUUGAUAAUGCAAGAGAAACACUGUCGCUCUCUGAACACCUCUGAGCCUCAGAACCUGGACCCUCUUGGUCUCUAUGUCUACCACAACUCCUUGUUGCUCAAAACCUUUCUUUAACUCUACUACAUCUCUCCAUGCAUUCUUCUCUGGUCUUGUUCUUUCGCUUAUAUCCUCUAUUUCCCACUCCCACAGCUCCCCCCUCUCUCAGCCCUUAGAAGCGCUGUGUUCAGGCCAUUAGAGGGAUGAUGGCACCCCCGGGGCCACAUUAACUCGACAGGGACAAUGCCAUCCUCACGUCAGCUCCAAUCAGCCUCCGCCCCAGCGCAAGACAGAGAGAGAGAAAGGGAGAGAGACAGGUAGGAAGAGAGUGGGAAAUCACUCUAGAGUUCUUUAGAGGAAAGCCGGAUGACAGGAGAGGACAAAGUAUAUAUGUACAGAUUUUUCUUCCCUGGGGGUGAAAUGAAGGAGUCAUUGUGGAUCUGGAGACUGUCUAGCCUGGGUGCCAGUCUGUUUCUGCUCUCUUGCCAGCUCCUUAUGGAAUUGUUACGGCUUGACAAUGACAAUGGAGUAGGCAAUGGCACAAACAGAUCUGGGACCAGGCUAGAGACUGGGUCUUGAUGGAGUGUUUAUGAGUGCGUGUGAGUAUGUGAGGACACACUGGGCUGUCAGUGUAAGGGAAUUCGUUGCGGCAUCUCAGACCCCAGAGGAGGUCUUCCGUGUUUUCCCCCGAUGCACGGACAGUAAAGGGCACAGACAAGAGCUCUAGAGGUGUUGCUAAGGCUACCAGACUCUCUUUAAAUGGCAAGGGAUGUACCCUAUUCUACAAGUGGUGCAUCUAUUUGUUUACCAGGACAAUGAUUAACCACUGAAGGAGAAUAAAGAAACAAAACUGUUGUUGAAAAGUAGGAUACUUGUACAUGACUAAAUGACACAUAACAGGCAGGGGACUAGUGAUAGCAGCACCUUUGGUCAGUUGCAGUAGUUCUAAAACCCAGACAAUGGUGCAGAAAUGUGUAAGGACCAAUGAAGUCUAAUCAACACUACGGUCUCUCGGAAGUAUUGGGUUGAACACAAACUCACUCUAACAAGGUACACACAUGUAGCCUUGUAGGACCAUCCUGAUCUCACGAGCAAGCAAGAUCAGGAUGGCCAUACGAGGCUAACACACAUGGCCAACGUACUAGCUGCACACUUCAGAUUAAUCCACUUCCAGAAGUGGAUUGCUAAUGAAGGCAAUGAAUACAACUAAACUCUUUACAUGAGUCAUGAUCAUGAUGCAUUACUACACCUCGCACAUCCCUACCCUUCCUCCUUUUCGACAAGUAGUCUAACGUUUAAGAGAGUAUGCGCCAGUAACCGAAAGGUCGCUGGUUUGAAUCCCCAAGCCGACUAGAUGAAAAAUAUGUCAAUGUGCCCUUGAGCAAGGCACAUAACCCUAAUUGCGCCUAUAAGUCACUCUGAAUAAAUGACUAACGUAAUCUUCUCUCUAUUCCUCCUCAUCUUCUCUCUAUUCCUCCUCAUCUUCUCUCUAUUCCUCCUCAUCUUCUCUCUAUUCCUCCUCAUCUUCUCUCUAUUCCUCCUUAUCUUCUCUUUAUUCCUCCUUAUCUUCUCUCUAUUCCUCCUUAUCUUCUCUCUAUUCCUCCUUAUCUUCUCUCUAUUCCUCCUCUACCGUUUUCUAAUCAGCUCCUCUUCAGUUGUAAUCAUAGCCUUCUUUCAUCUCUUCCUUCUCUCGGCUCUCUCAUCAAGUCUCUAUUCACCCCUUCUUUUGGAGAGCUAUUUUCUCUCUCAUUCCCUCCCUAUCACUCGCUCAUGUUCCCUCUGUUCUCUGGCUCCAAGCGGUGUAACUGAUAGUCCUUUGGCCCCCCUGCUCUGUUUCCCAGUCCCAUCACCCCACUUCCCACAGCCCCAGAAUGCCGGUUUACUUGCGUGUGUAUGUAUGUGUUUCAGGGCAGUGGGCUGAGACAAGGGCAUGUGUACUCUCACAUGAACAUGAUUGAAACUACCAGACGCUGUUUAAAUGACUCCAGCGCCAAUAGCAGCUUUUAAAACAAAUGUUUUGACGACAAGAACAGAAAACAGCCCCAUUUUCAGCUCAGUUUUCCACUGAAUGCUGCCUGUCCUCAAGUGAAAAACAAACACAGCCUAUGCAAUGCCAAACCUGUAACACUGUAUCAACAUCAAUACGCUAGCAUUACACCGUCACAACAAAUUGUAAGAUACCACCACCACAAUGACUACCGCAACUGGUCAUAACCAUGUCAUAACAGCUGACAUAACUUGUCAUAACCUGUCAUAAUGGUCAGAACACUGUCAUGACCCAUAUAUUUUCACCUGUUGUGAUAUAUAUUGUGUUAUUUUAUGGCUGGUUAUGACACCUAGAUAAGUGUCGAAACCCACAUUUUUUUCAAUUUCUUAAAAUGCUUUUAAAAAUCCUUUGUUGUUGUAAUGUAUUCACUACAGUCAUGUUUUUUAAAAUAUUUUUAAAUAACUUGUAGAAAAUACACUUUAUGAAACUGUCAUGAAGCAUUCUGGCCACCCUGUGUCACUUUACUUGGACUAAGAAAAUACACUAUGCCAAGAGUGCAAAGCAAAACAGCCUUUUAAAGAAGACUAAAACAACUACUAAAGACAGUAGGAACACAGAAAACCCAUGCUCCUCCUUGCGUAAACAUCUUUACUCAACGGGAUAGAACCAUGAAGGCAAAGGGUGGCUACUUUGAAGAAUCUCAAAUAUAAAAUAUAUUUUGAUUUGUCUAACACUUUUUUGGUUACUACAUGAUUCCAUAUGUGUUAUUUCUUAGUUUUGAUGUCUUCACUAUUAUUCUAGAAUGUAGAAAAUAGUAAAAAUAAAGAAAAACCCUGGAAUGAGUAGGUGUGUCCAAACUUUUGACUGGUACUGUAUAUAUACAGUUGAAGUUGGAAGUUUACAUACACUUAGGUUGGAGUCAUUAAAACUUGUUUUUCAACCACUCCACAAAUGUCUUAUUAACAAACUAUAGUUUUGGCAAGUCGGUUAGGACAUCUACUUUGUGCAUGACACAAGUAACUUUUCCAACAAUUGUUUACAGACAGAUGAUUUCACUUAUAAUUCACUGUAUCACAAUUCCAAUGGGUCAGAAGUGUAUAUACACUAAGUUGACUGUGACUUGAAACAGCUUGGAAAAUUCCAGAAAAUUAUGUCAUGGCUUUAGAAGCUUCUGAUAGGCAAAUUGACAUAAUUUGAGUCAAUUGGAGGUGUACCUGUGGAUGUAUUUCAAGGCCUAACUUCAAACUCAAUGCCUCUUUGCUUGACAUCAUGGGAAAAUCAAAAGAAAUCAGCCAAGACCUCAUAAAAAAAUUGUAGACCUUUACAAGUCUGGUUCAUCCUUGGGAGCAAUUUCCAAAUGCCUGAAGGUACCACGUUCGUCUGUACAAACAAUAGUACGCAAGUCUAAACACCAUGGGACCACGCAGCUGUCAUACCGCUCAGGAAGGAGACACGUUCUGUCUCCUAGAGAUGAACGUAUUUUGGUGCGAAAAGGGCAAAUCAAUCACAGAACAACAGCAAAGGACCUUGUAAAGAUGCUGGAAGAAACAGGUACAAAAGUAUCAAUAUCAACAGUAAAUUACGUCAUAUAUCGACAUAACUUGAAAGGCCGCUCAGCAAGGAAGAAGCCACUGCUCUAAAACCGCCAUAAAAAAGCCAGACUACGGUUUGCAACUGCACAUGGGGACAAAGAUCGUACUUUUUGGAGAAAUGUCCUCUGGUCUGAUGAAACAAAAAUAGAACUGUGUGGCCAUAAUGACUGUCGUUAUGUUUGGAGGAAAAAGGGGGAGCCUUGCAAGCCGAAGAACACCAUCCCAACCGUGAUGCACGGUGGAGGCAGCAUCAUGUUGUGGGGGUGCAUUGCUGCAGGAGGGACUGGUGCACUUCACAUGAUAGAUGGCAUCAUUAGGAAAGAAAAGUAUCUGAAUAUAUUGAAGCAACAUCUCAAGACAUCAGACAGGAAGUUAAAGCUUGGUCGCAAAUGGGUCUUCUAAAUGGACAAUGACCCCAAGCAUACUUCCAAAGUUGUGGCCAAACGGCUUUAGGACAACAAAGUCAAGUUAUUGGAAUGGUCAUCACAAAGCCCUGACCUCAAUCCUAUAGAAGAUUUGUGGGCAGAACUGAAAAAGCGUGUGCGAGCAAGGAGGCCUACAAACCUGUCUGAGUUACACCAGCUCUGUCAGGAGGAAUGGGCCAAAAUUCACCCAACUUAUUGGGGGAAGCUUGUGGAAGGCUACCCGAAACGUUUGACCCAAGUUAAACAAUUUAAAGGCAAUGCUACCAAAUACUAAUUGAGUGCAUGUAAACUUCUGACCCACUGGGAAUGUGAUGAAAGAAAUAAAAGAUUAAAUAAAUCAUUAAAGUCAAUAAAGUGGUGAUCCUAACUGACCUAAGACAGGGAAUUUUUACUAGGAUUAAAUGUCAGGAAUUGUGAAAAACUGAAUUUAAAUGUAGUUGUCUAAGGUGUAUGUAAACUUCCGACUUCAACUGUAUAUAACAUAAACCAACUGUUGACACGUAGGCUAUGGAGUACUGGAAUGUUUUGCUUUGUGUGUAGGUUUUGUGGGUUUUGACACUUCUGUACGCAUCAUAACCAGCCAUAAAACCGUGGUAGGUUUUGUGGGUUUCCACACUCUUAUGUAGGUGUCAUAACCAGCCGUAAAAAAACGCAAUGUCACAACAGGUUUAAACAUGUGUCAUGACAGUGUUAUGAUCAUAUUAUGACAGGUUAUGUCAAACGUUAUGACAUAUUAUGACAUGGUUAUGACCGUGUAAUGAGGCUGGGUGUCAAGUAAAGUGUUACCAUGCAACAUAACACAACAUGAGUGACACACAGAGGCAAGAACUGUGCAAGCAGCACACACUGGUGAGGGUAGUCAAGAGGGACUAGAGAGGUUGAAGCAAUAUACAUAGUUAUUCAUAUUUCAGUAGUUAAGUCAAUGUUUUUACCGUUGAAUGAAGUGUUUCUAACCUUUUCCAUUAUGACACCAUGCAUUUUUCCAACCCUUGUACUUACCGUAAGAGUAGGGGUGUUAACCCCUGGUGUCCAGGCUAAAUGACCAGUCUGGCCCUCAUACCAUCAUGGCCACCUAAUGAUCCCCAGCUUCCAAUUUGCUCAUCCAUCCCCCUUCUCUUCCCUGUAACUAUUCCCCAGGUCAUUGCUAUGAAUGAGAAUGUGUUAUCAGUCAACUUACCUGGAUUUUUUAUUAUAAAAACGUACAGGGAAUACUUUGCUUUAUGUUCUGUUGGGAUAAAUGUAUGACACACAGUGAGCUCCAAAAGUAUUGGGGACCGUGACAAAUAUUUUGCUAUUUUGGCGUUGACUCUAGCACUUUGGAUGUGAAAUGAUACCAUGACUAUAAGGUUAAAGUGCAGACUGUCAGCUUUAAUUUGAGGGUAUAUACACCCAUAUUGGGUGAACCUGUCACGUUCUGACCUUAGUUCCUUUCUUAAGUCUUAUUUUAGUUUGGUCGGGGCGUGAGUUGGGGUGGGCAUUCUAUGUUGUUUUUCUAUGUUUUGUUCUGUAUGUUAUAUUUCUAUGUGUUUGGCCUAGUAUGGUUCUCAAUCAGAGGCAGGUGUCAGUCGUUGUCUCUGAUUGGGAGCCAUAUUUAGGUAGCCUGUUUUUCAUUGUGUGUUGUGGGUGAUUGUUUCCGUUUCAGUGUUUGCACCAUUUGGGACUGUAUCGGUUUUCAUGUGAUUCUCUUGUUCUUUUUUUGUAUUCAUUCUCGAUUAAACAUUUAUUAUGUAUACGUA
Molecule: messenger RNA, 8353 nt
Organism: Salvelinus fontinalis (brook trout)
Lineage: Eukaryota; Metazoa; Chordata; Actinopteri; Salmoniformes; Salmonidae
Product: protein shisa-9B-like
Exons: 5
Coding region: 964-2397 (477 amino acids)
Biological process (GO): regulation of AMPA receptor activity; regulation of short-term neuronal synaptic plasticity
Cellular component (GO): postsynaptic membrane; dendritic spine membrane; postsynaptic density
Source: RefSeq, a predicted model, not a curated record